UGACUUAGGCAAGUCCCUGAGGUCAGUAAACUUCUUUAGUGUACCUCAGUUGACUCCCUUCACCAUGGAGUACCAUGAUCCUAAGCAGCCAUCUUCUGAUGGGGCUGGAAUUACAGAGGCAGUCACCCCUGAAAAUCAUGAGGUCCUGUCGGAACCAGAGGAACACACCCAAGAAAAGAAUGCUGGAGAUGCGAAUGACAAAGCUGGAGAACAGGAACCUGUAGACCAAGUUUCACUGCCUGCCCAGGGCCAGGAGAACCUUGAGUCCCCUCCACCUGAAGUUAGCUCAAGUCAAGUGGGAGCAGCCCAUGAGACUCAGACUAAAGAAGAGACAGUGGAGGCAUGCCCUGGGCCCCUGGAGCUUCCACAGUCCCCCAGGGCUCAACAGCCUGAGCUCGAUUUCUACUGUGUAAAGUGGAUCCCUUGGAAGGAAGAGCGGACACCCAUCAUCACCCAGAGCACUAAUGGCCCUUGCCCUCUCCUUGCUAUCAUGAACAUCCUCUUUCUUCAGUGGAAGGUAAAGCUGCCCCCUCAGAAGGAAGUGAUCACAUCAGAUGAACUCAUGGCCCAUCUUGGAGAUUGCCUCCUGUCCAUCAAGCCUCAGGAGAAGUCAGAGGGGCUUCAGCUUAAUUUUCAGCAGAAUGUGGACGAUGCAAUGACAGUGCUGCCUAAACUGGCUACAGGUCUGGAUGUUAAUGUGCGAUUCACAGGCGUCUCUGAUUUUGAGUAUACACCUGAAUGCAGUGUGUUUGACCUCCUGGGCAUACCUCUGUACCAUGGCUGGCUCGUUGAUCCACAGAGUCCUGAGGCCGUCAGCGCAGUUGGGAAACUGAGUUACAAUCAGCUAGUAGAGAAGAUCAUCACUUGCAAGCACUCUAGCGACACCAACCUUGUGACAGAAGGCCUGAUAGCAGAGCAGUUCCUGGAGACCACUGCAGCACAGCUGACCUACCAUGGGCUCUGUGAACUGACAGCAGCUGCCAAGGAGGGUGAACUGAGCGUCUUUUUCCGAAACAACCACUUCAGCACUAUGACUAAGCACAAGAGCCACCUGUACCUCCUGGUCACUGACCAGGGCUUUCUCCAGGAGGAACAAGUGGUAUGGGAGAGCCUGCACAAUGUGGAUGGAGACAGCUGCUUUUGUGACUCUGAUUUUCAUCUAAGUCAUUCCCUGGUCAAAGCAUCCGGAGCAGAAGGUGGGAGUGGCUCCCCAGAAAAGCAGCGGCAGGUAGACCAGGACUACCUGAUUGCUUUGUCACUGCAGCAGCAGCAGCAGCCACAAGGCACCUUGGGUCUCAGUGACUUGGAACUGGCCCAGCAACUUCAGGAAGAGGAGUAUCAGCAGCAGCAGCAGCAGGAAGUGGUCCAGCCUGCGCAGACUCAAGCCCCAUCGCCACAGGGAAGAGGAGCCACGUCUGGACGGCCAGCUGGAGAGCGUCGGCAGAGGCCAAAGCAAGAGUCAGACUGUGUUCUCCUGUAG
Molecule: messenger RNA, 1480 nt
Organism: Chrysochloris asiatica (Cape golden mole)
Lineage: Eukaryota; Metazoa; Chordata; Mammalia; Afrosoricida; Chrysochloridae
Gene: MINDY1
Product: family with sequence similarity 63, member A
Exons: 9
Coding region: 65-1480 (471 amino acids)
Biological process (GO): protein K48-linked deubiquitination
Cellular component (GO): cell periphery; cytosol
Molecular function (GO): K48-linked deubiquitinase activity; cysteine-type deubiquitinase activity; cysteine-type carboxypeptidase activity
Source: RefSeq, a predicted model, not a curated record